Molecule: messenger RNA, 2466 nt
Organism: Engraulis encrasicolus (European anchovy)
Lineage: Eukaryota; Metazoa; Chordata; Actinopteri; Clupeiformes; Engraulidae
Gene: jakmip2
Product: janus kinase and microtubule interacting protein 2
Exons: 21
Coding region: 1-2466 (821 amino acids)
Molecular function (GO): microtubule binding; kinase binding
Source: RefSeq, a predicted model, not a curated record
AUGGCAAAGAAGGCCCGGACCAAGGGCGAGAAGCCCGAAGCCAUGAUCUCCGCCCUGCAGGCGGCCAACGAAGACCUACGGUCCAAACUGACCGACAUUCAAAUUGAACUGCAUCAGGAAAAAUGCAAGGUGACGAAGCUGGAGCGUGAGAAGGUGCAGGAGGCCAAGCGCAUCCGCGAGCAGGAGCAGCACCGGCACACGGCGGCGCUGACGGAGCAGCGGGCCAAGUGGCACGAGGAGAAGAUGAAGGAGCUGCAGGCGCUGCGCGAGAGCCUGGUGCGGCAGCACGAGCAGGAGCUCAUACGCCACGCCAAGAUCAAGGACGGAGAGGUGCAGCGUCUCAAGGCCGCCAUGAGCGCCCUCCGCGACGGCAGCGGAGAGAAGGUGCGCACGGCGCUGACGCUGGAGGCCAAGGAGGAGGCGCGUCGCUUCUUCGACCAGGAGCGGGUGAAGCUGCUGCAGGAGAUCGCCGAGCUCAAGUCCACCAAGAAGCAGACGGACGAGGCCCUGAGCACCAUGAUCCAGGCCGACAAGAUGAAGGCCGGAGACCUGCGCACCGAGCACCAGAUGCACCAGGAGCAGAUCACCAAGAUCAAGUGGGACUGCGAGAGGGACAUACGCAGGCUGGUGGACGAGAUCAAAGCGAAGGACCGCACCGUCUUUGCUCUGGAGAAGGAGCUGGAGACGGCGGCGGGCUUCGUGCAGAAGCUGCAGCUGCAGAAGGACGCGCUGGACGAGCAGCUGUUCCUGGUCAAGGAGGCCGAGUGCGGCCUGGGCAGCCCCAAGAGGGAGAUCCCCGGCCGCGCAGGAGACGGAGCGGAGUACUGCGGCAGCCCCGACAUGCGGAGGAACCAGAGGCGAGUGGCUGAGCUGAACUCCACCAUCCGCAAGCUGGAGGAUCGCAACACGCUGCUGGGGGAGGAGAGGAACGAGCUGUUGAAACGCGUAAGGGAGUCAGAGAAGCAGUGCAAGCCCAUGCUGGAGAAGAACAAGCUGUUGAAUAAGAGGAAUGAUGAGCUGACCCAGUCACUGCAGAGGAUGGAGGAGAAGCUCAAGACUCUCAGCAAGGAGAACUCCGAGAUGAAAGAGAAGAUCAGCUCCCACCCGCCACUGAAGAAGUUGAAGUCUUUAAACGAUCUCGACCAGGCUCAUGAUGACCAGGAAAUUGAGUUCCUCAAACUUCAGGUUUUGGAACAACAGACUAUGAUCGAUGAACUCACAAGAGACAGAGAAAAACUUCUGAGGAAAAAGAGACAUAAACGAAGUUCCAGGCCCAUUAAGAGGCACAUAGUGGUGGACACCUUCUAUGGCUACGACGAGGAGUCCAUGGACUCAGACGUGUCAUCGGUGGCUUCCUUGAGGAUGGACAGGACCCCUGCCACCCCGGAUGAGGACCUGGACGAGGGGUUAGCGCGAGAGGAGACGGAGCUGCGUUUCCGGCAGCUGACGCGUGAGUACCAGGCUCUGCAGCGCGCCUACGCUCUCCUGCAGGAGCAGAAGGGGGGCAUGCUGGACGCAGAGAUGGAGGCCAAGGCCCAGGAGCAGCUUCAAGCAGACGUGCAGCGGUACCAGGCCAAGAUAGAGGACCUGGAGAAGGAGCUGAUGCAGAAAGGACAGGACUCAAAGUGGGUGGAAGAGAAGCAGCUGUUUCUGCGGCGUAACCAGGAACUCCUAGAGAAGGUGGAAAAACAAGACAGUGACAACAGCAGGCUUCAUCAGGAAUUGCAGGAUUCCAGAGACCAGAACGAUCUCCUAGAGUUCCGCAUUCUGGAACUGGAGGAGCGAGAGAGGAGGUCUCCUCCGUUUAACCUGCGGAUCCACCCCUUCGCAGAGGGAGUCAGUGCCCUGCAGAUCUACUGUAUGAAGGAGGGGGUGAAGGAUGUUUGUAUACCUGAUCUUAUAAAGCUUCUAGAUAUUCUGGGAGAUAAUGGGAACCUACGAAACGAUGAGCAAGUAGCCGUCAUCCAAGCAAGCACUGUACUCUCUCUUGCGGAAAAGUGGAUCCAGCAGAUAGAGGGCACUGAGGCGGCACUACACCAGAAGAUGAUGGACCUGGAGCUGGAGAUGGAGCUGUUUUGUAAGCAGAAGGGAUACCUGGAGGAGGAGUUGGACUACAGAAAGCAGGCUCUAGACCAGGCCUAUAUGCAAAUCCAGGAGCUGGAGGCCACGCUGUACAACGCGCUGCAGCAGGACAAGGUCAUCAAGUACGGCGAGCCGCUGACCGACACGCAGAAGGACGAGCUGCGCACCGCCGUGGAGAAGCUGCGGCGAAAUAUGCUGCGCAAGAGUCGCGAGUACGACUGCCAAGUGCUGGCCGAGCGCAUGGAGCUGCUGCACCAGGCACACCAGAGGAUACGUGACCUGGAGCACAAGACGGACAUCCAGAGGAGACAGAUCAAGGACCUGGAGGAGAAGUUUUUAUUUCUGUUUUUAUUCUUUUCUCUUGCCUUUAUCCUUUGGCCUUGA